AUGGUAAAAUCCAAAGAGCACGAUGUUGUCGGCGUUAGCGGCAGCGACGAGUGUUUCAACGACGGCAGUACUGCUUCUGCUUCUGCUGGUGCUACUGCUACUGCUGCUGCUUCUGCUGCUGCUGCUGCUGCUGCUGCUGGUGCUGCUGCUGCUGGUACCGCUGUCGACUGUGGUGCUGGUAGUGGUGGUGAUGGUAGUGGUGGUAGUAAUGGUGGUGGUGGUGGAGGAGGUGAUGGCAGUGGUUCUGGCGGUGGUGGUGGUUGUGCCGAUGGUGGUGGCGGCGCUCGAGGAGGGCGGAAGACCACCUGGCAGCGCGGAGCGGAAAGAGCGCGAGGAGGAUGGAACGAUCGGGUAGAGGUCGAGGGGGUUUGGGGAUUGGAGCAGGAAGAGGUGGAGGAGGUAGAGAAGGACGGUGGGGGAGGGCAGGGUGAGUGA
Molecule: messenger RNA, 435 nt
Organism: Monomorium pharaonis (pharaoh ant)
Lineage: Eukaryota; Metazoa; Arthropoda; Insecta; Hymenoptera; Formicidae
Product: alanine and glycine-rich protein-like
Exons: 2
Coding region: 1-435 (144 amino acids)
Source: RefSeq, a predicted model, not a curated record